Molecule: messenger RNA, 1274 nt
Organism: Caretta caretta (loggerhead turtle)
Lineage: Eukaryota; Metazoa; Chordata; Testudines; Cheloniidae
Gene: RHEX
Product: regulator of hemoglobinization and erythroid cell expansion
Source: RefSeq, a predicted model, not a curated record
AUUGCUAUCUGCUUCAGCAUCAUCUCCUGUACCGCAAUAGGAAAUGAACCAUUUAAGAAUGACAGCCAUCUAAGAAGGAUACUUCGGGGGAUGCAUCAGUUCAAUAGGGGAGGUGAAAAAAAGCAAGAAAUGGACUUCUAGUCUGGUAGUUGCCUAACUCUUUGGAAACCCUCAGCAACUCAUUCAGCAGUUGUCGUGCCUGUGAAGACUCUCUGCUGGGAGGAUGUCUUGUCCCAGCCCAUGUGAUUGUUGGUGGAUAAACAUUCUCAGCUCAGGUGUGACCUCUAUUGUCUAUGUUCUUCUCCUAGUAGUGCUUUACAUCAAGCUCAGCAGGAAAAUAGACAAUCAUUCCUGUAGCAAUCAGGCGAGCAGCAGCCCUUCUACAAAACCAGAACAACCCAACGCUUCCCAGGCAGCACAGGAGGUUUUGAAAAGGCCACGCAUCCAGGGUGACAGUGGCUCUUCCUCAGACAGCUCUGAGAGUUCAGACAGCAGCCCUUCCACUAGGCAGUGUCCUCGGUCAGAAGAAGGGGUCAAUUACACAUCCCUGGUCUUCCAAGUUACCGGUCGCAGCGCAAGCACUGCAGAGGACUAUGAGAACAUGAAGAUGGGAGAAGACUAUGUCAAUGUGGAUCCCAAAAAAAGGAAGGUGGAUUUCUGGACCUGCUCGAGCCCUGUAUCUUCCAAACCCGUGGAAUAUACUGAAGUGAAACUGUGAUUUCUUGGGAUGCUAUUAACUAAGUUUUCCUUAGGAACAUCAGAAUUGCCACAGCAGGUCAAAUCAAUGAUCCAUUCUUAGUCAGUAUCCUGUAUCCUUCUCUGCACAUUUCACAUGGGUCACUGACAACCUGUUCAUAUAGGUAUGUUCCUCCUAAUCCUCAUCAGUUAGUGACUGUCAUGUCCUGAAGCAUGAAGCUUUAUAUUCCUUACAACAUUUUAUUCUGCCUAAUGUAACUGUGCAUGUUCUUGUUAUCCAUACAAAGGUCUCUUCCCUUCUGGAUCCCACAAAGCUCUUGGCUGUGUUGAUACAAUGUGGCACUGGUUAUUCACAGCUAGUGUAAAAAGAGCAUUUCCGUUUCGCAGCGAUAAUUGUGCCCUUCCAUUUCAUUGGCUUCCCCUUGUUCUCCCAUUAGAGGAGAGAGUAAUUAAGAACACCCAAUAAAUAUAAUACAGGGCCAAAUCCUCAGGUAGUGUAAAACCUAAUUCAACUUCAAUGGAGCUACACCAACUGGGCUGGCCCUUUGAUUUGACUUGUUUUUUAUUUGGUUGAUAUC